Molecule: messenger RNA, 3280 nt
Organism: Rhodamnia argentea
Lineage: Eukaryota; Viridiplantae; Streptophyta; Magnoliopsida; Myrtales; Myrtaceae
Product: phosphoglycerate kinase, cytosolic-like
Exons: 15
Coding region: 855-2597 (580 amino acids)
Biological process (GO): tRNA modification; gluconeogenesis; glycolytic process
Cellular component (GO): cytosol
Molecular function (GO): ADP binding; tRNA (guanine(46)-N7)-methyltransferase activity; phosphoglycerate kinase activity
Source: RefSeq, a predicted model, not a curated record
CGUGCUCGCCCACUCUUCCUUCUCUGUUCUUGUUUCCGCCAUUUAUCUCCUGACGAAGCUUAAGAGCUGAGUGACGAAGCCGUACGUGACAAAUGCUUACCGUAGUCUAGAGCGUACUUUGAGCUCGUAGUUCCGAGUCGAAGAACUGCUUUUUCCAAUUAUUUUCUUUUGGCGCGAACAAGAACGAUUUCUCGGCGGCGAUUGUGCUUGAGACUCGUUCGUCUACGUUGGUUAUGGCCUUAAUCUUUGAAAUGCUUUGUUUCGCUGCUGGUUCUUGUACUGGGUCGUCGCGAUGAUCACUCUGUGUUCGAUUAAAUGCGGCUGAGACUCAUCUGAAGGUCUAGAAGGUAGCGGGAGAUUGAUGAGCAUGAGCCAACUUCUGCAUCCGCUUGGAGCCACACUCUUCUUCAACAAUGCCCGUCAUCCUCGGAGCCGCAUAUUCAAAUCCGUUCCCCCCAUAUCAGGCACUUAUGUCGGCGGAAAUGCUGAAUUUUCUGGAUUCUUCGUUGGAGCUCAAUCAUCUCGGCAAGGUAAUUUACCGCCCGCAGGUUCUAACGAGACUUCUGCUAAACACAAGACUUAACUGCUGCUCCCUGUUGCUCGAUGUGUUUUUUCUGACAGACAAAAUAGAAGAGUUAGAAAUGACCCCCUUGGCAUUGUGAAGAAUAUAGGCUGCAUGACAGAACUAUCUUGAUAUUGAACAUGACCAGGACCCUUGCAUAAGAGGGAAACAGAAGUGUAAAAUUACUACUACCUUCUUGGCCUUUUUUUGGAAGCGAGGAGAAUCAGAUGCUCUCCCAUACAUACAAACACUUGGGAAGUUUCCGAAGGAGGAGCUUGAGGAUAAAGUAGUCAUGGUCAGAUUUGAUUCUUCCAUAUUGCUUCGGGAAGAACAGGACCAUACAGUUCAGUCAAUCUUAUAUGCACAUCUAACCAUUAAAUAUCUAUUGGAAGCCAGGGCUAGGAUCGUUCUAGUGAGUGAUUGGAGUGAUGGAAUCAAUUCAAGAUUUCCUGAUCUUCAGUCUGUUGCAGAGCACCUCUCACUAGUCCUCGGGGUCAAUGUUGUGCCAUCACAGUGCCUUUCUCAUUAUAGUCCACCUUCAGAAGCUCUUGAGAAGAUGAAGGUGCUACUUCUUGAGAACCUUUCUGAGUUUAAGGGGGAAGUUUGUAAUUCAUUAGAAUUUGCGGAGACUCUAUCAUCUGGGGUCGAUAUUUUCGUCAAUGACUCGUUUUCCCAGUCACAUAAAGUUCUUGCAUCCACUGUUGGCGUUACUAGCUUUUGCUAUUCCUCUAUUGCUGGGUUCCAAUUUGAGGAGAGCCUGAGAAAACUGAAGAAUGCUGUGGGAAGUGGCAAAAGGCCACAUAUAGCAAUUAUUGGAGGAACUAAUCUCUCCAACAAAGCAGCUGCAUUGUGCUCCUUGGCUUCUGUUUGUGAUGGGCUGGUCUUCGUGGGAAUGAUGUCUUUUCAGAUUAUGCAUGUGUUGGGUUUCUUAGUUCCUUUAAACCAAUUGGAAUUAGGGGCUACUAAAGAAGCUUCAGAGUUAGUCCAGGUUGCGCAAGAUAGGAACAUCCCUAUUUUAUAUCCAAAAGAUUUUUGGUGCCUGAAUGAAAAGGUUCCAAAUCAGUUGGAACUAUUUCCUGCUCACGCAAUUUCAAAAGGCUGGAUGCCUGUUGAUAUUGGACCCAGCACACUGGAUGAAAUAAAGGCCCUGCUUAAAAAGUCAAAGCAGAAAGCCACAUGGAUUGGUCCAGUGAAAUUCAAGUCACGCCAUGCAUCUGCAGUUGGAGCAAGUAAAUUGGCGUGUAUACUUAAUGCGUUAAGUCAAGGUGAUUGUGAUGUAACCAUUGUUGGCUCUGUGGCAUGCAAAACAAUGACAGAUGAGUCUAGCUCUAUCCCUGCUUUUUCUGUGAUUGAAAACGCUUCCAUAUGGUGGGAUUUCCUCAAAGGAAGAAAACUUCCUGGUGUCAUGGCAUUAGAUAGGGCAUACCCAUUCAAGAUUGAUUGGAAGUCUGUAUAUAGGGAACCUGCUCAACCUUUGGUAGUCGAUAUUGGAAGUGGUAACGGAGUAUUUUUGUUGGGAAUGGCUAAAAGGUGGAAGCAUCUUAAUUUUCUUGGUUUAGAGAUCAAUGAGAAGCUUGUGCGGCGCUGCUUAAUUGCUGUCCAUCAGUCAGACUUGACGAAUGGAUACUUCAUUGCAACCAAUGCAACGUCCACAUUUCGGUCAAUCGUGUCCUGUUAUCCUGGAGAAGUAAUUCUUGUGUCGAUACAGUGCCCAAACCCUGACUUUAACAAACCAGAACAUCGGUGGAGGAUGCUUCAAAAAUCAUUAGUUGAAGCAGUUGCUGAUCUCCUCAUCCCUAAUGGAAAGGUAUUUCUUCAAUCUGACAUUGAAGCGGUUGCUGUAAGGAUGAAAGAGCAAUUUCUGAGAUAUGGCAAGGGGAAGCUUUCAAUUUUGCAGGCACAAGAUACCACCAAAUAUAGAGGGUGGCUCGAGGAGAACCCGUUUGGAAUAAGAUCAGAUUGGGAACAGCAUGUUCUAGAUCGUGGGGCCCCUAUGUAUAGGCUGAUGCUCUUGAAAUCAAACAUUGUGCAUUAAAGAUGUGGGAUUGACUGCUAUACAGCUGCUGAGUGAGUUUGUCCAAGUGAAAGUGGUUUGAUUUCAGAGGCUAGUCUGCAAAGGAUGGAAUCUGGAGCAACGAGAAGGCACCCUCCCAUUACUGCAGUUUUCAUAUUCCAACCAAGCGAUGAAGCAUGAAAAUGUUUGCUAUGGAAAUGCCGUGAAAAUGGCAUUGUGCUCAAUCUCAAAAGAAUUGUUCAGAUCAUUGGAUUGGAGCCAUUGGGAUAGUGGCGAUUGAAAUGCAUUAUCAGCAAGGAUUUCUCGGAAGAAAUGCAUAUUUGCAGGGAUGGUAAUGCAUCAUCUUCUGGAAAUGGGAUUGAGCAGCCAAAGCAUGCAAGAGAAGAGGAUAGUUUUGGAAUCUGGGCAAAGAAAUCAGGGCGACUACUAAUAGUCAGCUGCGGUUAGUGGCUGUUUGGAAGGGUAGAACACUGGUUAAAGGCUGUCUAUCAUUCCACAUUUCUUGAUAUUCUUUCAUUGAUUUUUCACCCUCUGCCAUAAGUUGAGGCAGUUAAGCUGUAAUCGACCUUUUACUCAUUAUGGAUAGAACCUCUUAAAGUAGUACUUCAAGUGUUUAGAUUAUGCAACCAUUGUAAGUAUUCAAAAUGAACGGCUUCCUCUUUUAUCCUGCAGAUAAGAGUUUGUGAUUUUGACUUUUUCUUUCA